Messenger RNA from Conger conger (European conger), 5040 nucleotides. RefSeq names its product ring finger protein 24 (gene rnf24). The transcript has 6 exons. The record is from RefSeq and is a predicted model, not a curated record. Gene Ontology annotation, cellular component: endomembrane system. The coding region runs from base 441 to 890 and encodes 149 amino acids. Lineage: Eukaryota; Metazoa; Chordata; Actinopteri; Anguilliformes; Congridae. Gene Ontology annotation, molecular function: zinc ion binding; ubiquitin protein ligase activity.
UGCCUCUCUGUCUGUGUCGAAACGGAUAGGGGAAGGCAUCGACUCAAAACUGAAGCCUGCCGUUAUUUAGCAAAUAAUUCGACCACCCACCCUUUGAUACAGACCGAAACCCCCAGAUGGGAAACUGAUGUUGAUCGCCCUCGAUUAUUUUACUCCGUAAUUAUGUCCAAAAUUUUGCUAGCUAGCGAGACUAGCUAGAGAUGUUCACGUAAUUUGAUUCAGAACAACCAACCCUUCUUUCAGUUCAGGAUUUAAUCUAAGUUUGCCGGCGCGACCGAGAUACUCACGCAGUGCUCUCUGUAUGGACUGUAGGUAGCGUUCUGACGUUCUUAUUCUGUUUUAUUAUUUUAAUUAAACAUUGCUGCACAAACACGGCAGACGCAUAACCUUGACGGUAUUCGGAGAAAUAACGUGGAAGCCAAGAUACACAGUGCAUAUCCAUGAGCUCAGACUUCCAGCACUACAGUUUCAGAAUGCCGAAUAUAGGGUUUCAGAACCUGCCCCUCAAUAUCUACAUCGUGGUGUUUGGAACGGCCAUAUUCGUCUUCAUCUUGAGCCUGCUCUUCUGCUGCUACCUCAUUAGGUUACGGCAUCAGGCCCACAAGGAGCUCUACGCCUACAAGCAGGUUAUACAGAAGGAAAAGGUCAAAGAACUAAAUCUGCAUGAGAUAUGUGCGGUGUGCCUGGAGGAGUUCAAACAGAAAGAUGAGCUGGGGAUAUGUCCAUGCAAACAUGCCUUUCACAGGAAGUGCCUCAUUAAGUGGCUGGAGGUGCGGAAGGUGUGUCCGCUCUGUAACAUGCCCGUCCUGCAGUUGGCCCAGCAGCAGGGCGGCUCGGAGGCUCAGGAGCCCACACAGCAGCCCCUGCCCGGGGUGGAGAACCUGGUGUAGCGCCCCCCGCAGGGCACUGCCUUACCUCGCCCCUGUACAGGUACACAUGUAAAUGGCAAGGACAAGGAGGACUGACGUCACUAUGCAGAGACCAACGACACGUUCAUCUGCAACUUCACUUUUCUCUGCCUCGGUAAGGAGUUUGUUUUAUUUUGUGGACACUGAAGAAGAAACCGUUAUCUCGUCGGCCAAACUGGGGUCAAACCUGACUUUCACAACCAAAGCACUUUUUUUUCUAGGGUUACCAGCACAAGAGAAAAAAACUGAACUGACUAAAAAGCAAACAAACAACAAAACAUUUGAACACAAAUGGCUGCAUUUUCUUUUUUAUGUAACAAAAAAAAAAUUUUUUAACCAGCACUUUACAAGGACUCUUAAACCUAACUGCUUGUGAAGGUAGUAGCAAGGUCAUAUUUUGUAUUUUAUCAUUAACUUUAUUUGAGUUUCUUGUGUAUAGCACCACGUUGCUUUCAUUUUAACAGCAGAAGAUGUUUAAAGCGGUGUAAAAGGGACAGCAGCGUUUCCCGGAUGGAACACAAAGCGGUGACAUGUUUAUCUGAGGAGUGGAGAUGGAGAGCCCCUGGUUUUGUGGCUUGGUAUUUUUGCAGACUGAGCAGGAGCUGGUUUGGGUGAAAAGAGAAGGUUCUGGAUGCUCUGCAGCCUGUAUCCCACUAAUGUGAAUGUGAGUGAUGUGGAGAGGUGAUGUGGAAGUCCCUGCAGACCCCUCAGACUCUUCACUCGUGCCCUGAUUCUCUCUCUCGCUCUGAGCCUCACUUUCAUGCUCACUGGGAACUUCUCAGUUUUUCCCAGUGACAUGUUGUGUCACGCUAAUAGCUGCAUCUGGAAGUGUCUGUGCUGUAACUGGGAAAAGUGUGAUCAUCUGAAGUAAAAAUGCAACAAUGCCGUGGGAGAGCCAACGUGCCACAGUGCAGUUUUCACAUCCUGGGAUUUCCUCAUCAGCAGACUCGUAUCGCUCUUAGUCAUCUCUCCCCCGGGCUACCCUUCGCGUUAUGUAAUCGCAUAGGCUAAAUAUACAUUACGGCACCAAAACCAAAUUGAUGCCUGGUCUCCUGUGCCUCACGUGCCUGAGGUCUGCUCUGAUCUGUGUCAUGGUUUAUGUGCGGAUCAGCACGAGUGCAUAAACUACCUCCACUUAUGCAGACCACCUCCUCCGUCUGAACGUCACGCAGGAAGUCGAGGAACCUGACACUGAUGGAGCUGCAGCCAAUAAGGAGCUCUCCGUCUGUUACAUAACUCUGUGAAACCCCUUGGGCGUUGUUCGUAUCGCUUUGUGGGGGAAAGGUUGUUGACUAAAUGCUUGAUGAAGAACCCUUGGCGAACCAUAUUUUGCAUUUGCAAACACAAGAAAAAACUUUUCAUAGAUUUGAGACUUUCACCUAAAGGUGUGGGAAGAGACUCGCAUUGAAAUAGUUUUCCCCGUUGUAAAAUAUAAAAGACUAAACCCAUAGUAAUAUAUGUAAUAUGUAAUAAUAUAUCUCUAAUCCAAACAAUUGUGGCCAUUGGCUCUGACACCGACUCAUUGACAUUGCUGUGUAAGAUACCAGCCUAAAAGUGCACGUCUAACUCCCAAAUCAUUGUUGCAUUUUAUGAUCGAAAUGUAUCUACAGUACUUACUUGCUGAGGUCAUGCCAUAAAAGCUCUGUUUGAAGGAAAUUCUUCAGAUUUUUCUGGCAAACUCCCUGCUUGAGGAGUCCGCCUAUCUUGUCUCUUACGCCAGCUCCAGUUGUGACACUAUGCAAAGCAACAAAUGUGUAUCUGUUUGUUUCCACUUAUGUAGUAUCACAUAUCUUGUCAGAAACUGGUGUGAUCUUACAGCAUGAUUAUGACCUGAAAAAGGUCAGUCCUACUUUGAAAGACUUGGGGUUUUGAGUUUUUUUUGGCACUACAAUGGCACUGUAGGAAUGCUCUGCACAAAAUAACAGACAAAAGAGGCUGUGUGCGGUUUACCAGUUUGGAUUUGUUCACAUUUAUAAAAUUCAAAAGUUAAGCUCUGGCCUUGACCUGACAUUCCAGUACAGCAUAUCCGCACAUCAUUACCGUGAUGCAAAGACUCCCGCUAGACCCUAUUCACCCUCCAGUAACACACAGGUUUUAAUGGUUUUGGGCCCAUUGGCCACAGCGCCCAGCGCGCAAACGUAUAGCUUGCGUGAGAGGGAAAUACGGCCGCGGUCAGCAGCUUUCAGAAUGGACCCUUUUUAAAACCUUAUUCUGGCUCUUUCGUUUGGCCUGGGAGCGGUGGGUUUUCUAACCCCCAGCCCUUUGUCCCCCCCACUCCCCAAUGUAGCACCGCUCAAAAAGAGCUGCGUGAUGGGCUUGAAACCUGCAAAGGUGCACGUGCGUGCAUGAGGCAGAGGUGGAGAGGGAUUAUUGUGUGAUAGAGUUAGGCUGGUGUAAUUCCUAUGGCACUGGAGCAGUCUACUCUGUUAGCAGCAGGGUGCAGGCAGGGCAAACGGAGGGAGCCUCAGCCAUUUUAUGUCACUGAUCGAAAACAGACAGUGAAGAAUGGCGUUCACAUAAACGCCUCACUGAGGUAAUGGGGGAGCACAGCUCCUAGCCAGCAUUGUACGAGAGCUCCUGUUCAAGUUCUGGAGAAGACUGGAAGCCAUCACAUCACCAGUAUGUGAAGUAAAGGACGCACCAGUGUGACUUGUUGGUGCCAAUUCAGACCGGUAACAUGGAUCAGCUUUUCCACUGUAGGUCUGCAUUGGCUUUGGCCUCACCUAGGAAAUCCACCUUUAAAUGUUGUUGUUCUUUGAAAGGUAAACAGGCCAAGAGCUCAUUCCAAAGGGCCCCACAGCUCGCCCCAACGAACGUUGUAUGAAAGAGCUUGUGUGUCCGUCCCUGCAGAACGACCCUUCACCUUAAUGCAAGCACAGUUCUGUCAUCCUGAACUUUGACACAGCGGUCCUUAACAGCCACGGAUGUUUUUCUUACAAUACACUUUUACCUUUGAGAAUGUAUGGAGUUUUUUUUUUUUUUGGGGAGAUGCAGAAGUGGAAUGAUUUUGUUAAUGUGAAACUGUGAUGUGUGACCGCUCCUGCCACCGUCACAGUAAACUUGUAUGGAUGUAUUUCUCAGUAUUAUUAGGCUACAUGGGGUGGCACUUAAUGCUGGGGGCAGGGAAAUCCCUGUUUGUAACCCUUCCACAAAUGAGCACCCACUGUCCUGUAUCACCCUUUCGGAGCAGAAGGCACAAUCUCUUUGAGAACCUUUAUGUUUUAUUGUAGUUCUAGUAUCCCGUGAGUAGUCUGCCUUUUGUUCUGUCCUGAGAAGUCUCCGUUACCAAUUUGUGUCACUCAAAGUAUAUCCCUUGUGUUCAAGUGUGCCCCACCACCGUGUGAAAUUCCCAUAUGUGCACUGCACACUACAUGAGCCAAUUUUACCAAACACCUGGGAAUGCUGUUUUAAUGAUUGAGAUGGGAUCUUUACCUAGAAAGAGAACAACAUUUUGUAUUUUAUUUAUUUCUAAAAAUAAUAUUAUAAUAAUUAAAAUUAUUUAAUAAUAAAUGGUGAGUUUAUUAUCCCCCCCCCCCCCCCAACCCUUUCUUAAUAGGCUGACACAGCUCUCACAGGGUGAAACCACGGUACUGGGGGAACUGCUGUUACCUGGCCGGUGGCCCAUUAGUACCGGGUCAGAGCUCAUGUUUUAAUCCCAACCAAGACAACGCUGUGACAUAAGAGUCCAUUUGGGUUAUGUAAUACUGUACCAGACCUUUCGUAGCCGAGGGCUCUAUUGUUUAAGCAUCAAGAUUCUGGGCUCAGUUUUUCAGGCCUUAGAUAUGGUGUCCUCUAUUUACCACACCUUCAGCAUGUUGUUACUGUUUGUCAUGUUUUCACUACACACACUGUCCUGAGCAGAGAGCUCCCUUCCCUCCCCAACAACCCUGUGCUAACACUGAUAAUAUAUGUCGAGCUCACAGACAUGUUUGUAAACUAAGAAUUCUGCAGCAGAAUAUUUUUGGAGACUUGCUGUACAGUAUUUGUAAGCUCUAUUUUUGUAUAUUUAAUUGCUAUUUUGAAAAAUGAGAAUUUUUUUUUUUUUUGCUAAUUUCUUCUUUUAUUCAUUUCAAUAAACUGUUGCAUGUGAUUGACUUGAAAUGUAAAUAAAAAUACCAAGUUUUGGAAUUAA